AUGCCGACACAGCCGCCAAUCCACCGUAUUCCUCAUGGGUCAGUGGCCUCGCUCGAAUGUCAAGAAGGGCCUACUGAAGAGGAAAUCAAAGAAAAGCCGUGGAAAUACAUCGGUUACAAAGGCUACACCAACUUCAUCUCCUCGGAUGAUGACUUCUUCCUACUUCGUAGAUUCGACUCACUGAAUGUUCGCGCAGCACUGGCACUCCAGGAUGAGCUGUCGUGGCUUGAGGAAGAGUUGGGAGCUUUAGACAAUGAGUUCAGUGCAAAAGCCGCGGAUGACUACAAUAACGGCACGCUGAGACAAGAUGUGCCAGAGCGAUUGGAUCUAGUCAGAAUAAUAUCGGCGAAGCUAAGGGAAUACAACGAGUUCUUGAUACAACAACACACACUCCGGAAGUUGUCCACAGCACCACGACGAGACGUGAAAAGUCUUCGUAACUGGCAUCACAACCAUGACUAUGGGGCUAUUUCAGAGGAUGAGCAGAGGUAUUUGAGUCAUGAGAAGGACCUCGUAGCGGUGGCAGCAAGAGAGAAGACCCCAUUACGUCAAGUUAUUGAUGGAUCCCUCCGUCUACGAACGCUUAGUCUAUGGAGACACGGAGAAGAAAAGGUUGCGACUUACGAUAAGAAGGAAGUCACUUACUAUUCUGACAAACGGAUGGACAGCUUCGCCUCAGCCGUUAUCAUCGCCAUUGGAGUUCUGAUGCUUAUAACGCCCAUAUGGAUCCUCCAGGCCUUGGCGGACCUCAAGGCUAAACUUGCAGUCAUCACGGUCUUCAUCUUUGUCUUCCUCCUCGUUCUUUCCCUGGCCAUGGUGGCGAAACCUUUCGAAGCAUUGGGCGCAACUGCAGCGUAUGAUAAUGUCUGCCUCCCAAUACAAGUUCCAUGA
Messenger RNA from Colletotrichum scovillei, 891 nucleotides. RefSeq lists its product as uncharacterized. The coding region runs from base 1 to 891 and encodes 296 amino acids. The transcript has 2 exons. The record is from RefSeq and is a predicted model, not a curated record. Lineage: Eukaryota; Fungi; Ascomycota; Sordariomycetes; Glomerellales; Glomerellaceae.